UACCCUUCCACCCUUCUCUCCUACGCAUUCGGCAUUCCGUUUCCAUCCCUGCAAUUCAUCAAUCAGCGAGUAUUCGAGAUCAACUCUGCGCCAGGCGAUUAGGGUUCCGGAGAUGAUCGAGGUGGUUUUGAACGACCGGCUGGGGAAGAAAGUUAGGGUUAAGUGCAACGAGGACGACACCAUCGGCGACCUCAAGAAGCUCGUCGCCGCCCAGACCGGCACCCGUGCCGAAAAGAUCAGGAUCCAAAAGUGGUACACCAUCUACAAGGACCACAUCACUCUCAAGGACUACGAAAUCCACGACGGCAUGGGUCUCGAACUCUACUACAGUUGAAUUUCAUCCAAUCUAUUCAAAACCUUCAAGUCUGGGUCUCGUAUGGAAAUGCAUUGGCAAGGGCUGUUCGUAUCUCAACCAGUUCCCCGGGGGGGGGGGGGGGGGGGGGGGGGGUGACGUACGUAGUAUGUAUAUUUGAUUGGUCUAAAAUAACUGUGCGGGUUGGUAAUUUCUGCUCCGUUUGUAAUCUGUGAAAAGGCUUUCUAAAGGAUAUUGACAACAUUUUUUAUUUGGUGUUCGGUUCUUGAAACGUUAUUUUGAUUUUGAAGUGCAAAUGUUUAUGCCUUUA
Molecule: messenger RNA, 623 nt
Organism: Diospyros lotus (date-plum)
Lineage: Eukaryota; Viridiplantae; Streptophyta; Magnoliopsida; Ericales; Ebenaceae
Product: ubiquitin-like protein 5
Exons: 2
Coding region: 113-334 (73 amino acids)
Biological process (GO): protein modification process; mRNA splicing, via spliceosome
Cellular component (GO): cytoplasm; nucleus
Molecular function (GO): protein tag activity; protein binding
Source: RefSeq, a predicted model, not a curated record